Schistocerca piceifrons (Central American locust) is the source of this 1101-nucleotide messenger RNA. RefSeq names its product cyclin-dependent kinase 11B-like. NCBI's taxonomy places the organism in Eukaryota, Metazoa, Arthropoda, Insecta, Orthoptera, Acrididae. The record is from RefSeq and is a predicted model, not a curated record. Bases 1 to 1101 code for a protein of 366 amino acids. The transcript has a single exon.
AUGCAAGCAAGACACCGGUGCAAGCAAGCAUGCAAGCAAGACACCGGUGCAUGCAAGCAAGACACCGGUGCAAGCAAGCAUGCAAGCAAGACACCGGUGCAAGCAAGCAUGCAAGCAAGACACCGGCGCAAGCAAGCAUGCAAGCAAGACACCGGCGCAAGCAAGCAAGCAAGCAAGACACCGGCGCAAGCAAGCAAGCAAGCAAGCAAGACACCGGCGCAAGCAAGCAAGCAAGCAAGACACCGGCGCAAGCAAGCAAGCAAGCAAGACACCGGCGCAAGCAAGCAAGCAAGCAAGACACCGGCGCAAGCAAGCAAGCAAGCAAGCAAGCAAGCAAGCAAGACACCGGCGCAAGCAAGCAAGCAAGCAAGCAAGACACCGGCGCAAGCAAGCAAGCAAGCAAGCAAGACACCGGCGCAAGCAAGCAAGCAAGCAAGACAUCGGCGCAAGCAAGCAAGACACCGGCGCAAGCAAGCAAGCAAGCAAGCAAGACACCGGCGCAAGCAAGCAAGCAAGCAAGACACCGGCGCAAGCAAGCAAGCAAGCAAGACACCGGCGCAAGCAAGCAAGCAAGCAAGACACCGGCGCAAGCAAGCAAGCAAGCAAGACACCGGCGCAAGCAAGCAAGCAAGCAAGACACCGGCGCAAGCAAGCAAGCAAGCAAGACACCGGCGCAAGCAAGCAAGACACCGGCGCAAGCAAGCAAGACACCGGCGCAAGCAAGCAAGACACCGGCGCAAGCAAGCAAGACACCGGCGCAAGCAAGCAAGACACCGGCGCAAGCAAGCAAGACACCGGCGCAAGCAAGCAAGACACCGGCGCAAGCAAGCAAGACACCGGCGCAAGCAAGCUAGACACCGGCGCAAGCAAGCUAGACACCGGCGCAAGCAAGCAAGACACCGGCGCAAGCAAGCAAGACACCGGCGCAAGCAAGCAAGACACCGGCGCAAGCAAGCAAGACACCGGCGCAAACAAGCAAGACACCGGCGCAAACAAGCAAGACACAGGCGCAAACAAGCAAGACACAGGCGCAAACAAGCAAGACACAGGCGCAAACAAGCAAGACACAGGCGCAAACAAGCAAGACACAGGCGCAAAUAA